GCAGUGACUAUUGUAUAUAAAUCUCUGCCCAUAUCUGUAUUUAUCACCUUAGGAUAUACAAAUAGAAAUGAAAUUACUGGGACGAGUUUAUAUGCUUUUAUUUUUACCACAUUAAAAAUGAAUGAAGACCUUUCCGACAGUGAUGACCUCCCCACGAGAACAUGCCUCUUGCAAAGGAUCUCCUUCAUCCCUCUCCAGAAGAGAAGAGCAAACACAAGAAGAAGCGCCUGGUGCAGAGCCCCAAUUCCUAUUUCAUGGAUAUGAAAUGCCCAAGAUGCUAUAAAAUCACCACCGUCUUUAGCCAUGCACAAACAGUAGUUUUGUGUGUUGGCUGCUCUACUGUCCUCUGCCAGCCUACAGGAGGAAAAGCAAGGCUUACAGAAGGAUGCUCCUUCAGACGGAAGCAGCACUAAAAGCCCCUGGAAUCAAGAUGAAUGGGAAACCACCCCAAUAAACACAUUUUGGAUUAAAAAA
Physeter macrocephalus (sperm whale) is the source of this 474-nucleotide messenger RNA. Its product is annotated as 40S ribosomal protein S27-like. NCBI's taxonomy places the organism in Eukaryota, Metazoa, Chordata, Mammalia, Artiodactyla, Physeteridae. The transcript has a single exon. The record is from RefSeq and is a predicted model, not a curated record. Gene Ontology annotation, biological process: translation; ribosomal small subunit assembly. Gene Ontology annotation, molecular function: RNA binding; structural constituent of ribosome. Bases 162 to 413 code for a protein of 83 amino acids. Gene Ontology annotation, cellular component: ribosome; cytosolic small ribosomal subunit.